Microplitis demolitor is the source of this 965-nucleotide messenger RNA. RefSeq lists its product as uncharacterized. The transcript has 3 exons. Bases 123 to 842 code for a protein of 239 amino acids. NCBI's taxonomy places the organism in Eukaryota, Metazoa, Arthropoda, Insecta, Hymenoptera, Braconidae. The record is from RefSeq and is a predicted model, not a curated record.
UUUAGUAACGAAUCACACAGUCGCAAUUACAUUGAGCUCUAAUUGCGCAUCAAAGCUCCGGCUUUGUCGAUAAGUGUCAUUAGAUUGUUCACGUUGUGCUCAAGUGGAUUUAUCUCGUAAAGAUGAUUAAAUUAACCGUGAUAUUGUUUAUUUCCGAGGUAUUGGUUUACUCGGGUAUCAAUGGGGGAGGUGUGUUCCAUUAUGGUCCAGAUGAACGCACUAUUUAUGGAUGGCGGGUAAUUUUGUCAGAGAAUGGGACAGUGAACAAGUAUUGCAAUGGAUUGUUCAUUGGACCACAAGUUUUUCUUACUUAUGCUGCAUGUGUUGAGAACCUUCGAGCUAAUGAAUCCAUCUCUAUUGAGAAUACUAUAUAUCAGUCUCAAACUCUAAGAACACGUCUAACAGUCAAACAUGAGAAUAUUUACUUUGGUGAAUACGUGAACAGAAGUUAUAAUCCAAAAACUCGUCAAUUUACAUUAUUAAUAACUGAUGAACGAGUCCUUCCUAAAUCUAAAUAUAUAGGAAACACUUUUGUGAAGUUGGCUGCAGAGCCUCAGAAUGUCGAUUAUAAAAAAUGUUUCGUCCACAAAUUGGCUCCUCCAAUAAUUUCAGAAGUACAAUGCGUAUUCUUAAAUUCCACUAAUUUCGAUGAUGGGUUAAUAGAUUGCUAUUGUGAUGAGAAUUAUCAUAUAGUUGAAGAAACUAGUUUGUUUUGCCAUUACAGAAAAUCAUCUCAAGGAAUGGUACUUGCCGGUUAUGUAGCAAGUAGAGAUCCGAGUCACAUGUCAGUUAUAAAUUUAUCUGGAUUAAACAUUACGUUAAUGUACACUGAGUGGGAUUAAUAUAAGAGUACUGCGCACGAAUUUAUUGUCCUUCGAUAACAAUUUGAUUAUUUUCAAAAAAUGUGAUUAUAUUUUGCUGUAAAAGCUUGAUGCUAACUCUUGUAAAGUAAAUGAUUUUCAAAA